Cephus cinctus (wheat stem sawfly) is the source of this 3875-nucleotide messenger RNA. RefSeq names its product SPARC-related modular calcium-binding protein 2 (gene magu). Gene Ontology annotation, cellular component: basement membrane. The record is from RefSeq and is a predicted model, not a curated record. Lineage: Eukaryota; Metazoa; Arthropoda; Insecta; Hymenoptera; Cephidae. The transcript is spliced from 10 exons. Gene Ontology annotation, molecular function: protein binding; heparin binding; calcium ion binding. Bases 399 to 2066 code for a protein of 555 amino acids. Gene Ontology annotation, biological process: extracellular matrix organization.
GAACAGCAAGUGGCAAGUGCCAGUUGCUCAGCAGCACUUGCCCUGGCCGGACACAGACCGGGACUGCGGGAUUCGCAAGAGUCAAGACCGCCCGUAGAAGAUCUCUUCCUGAGACAUCAGCAUCAUCAGUUCCUUAUUAUCCUCUCGAUUGGUCUUCCUGAAACCAAAUUUUCAUUAUUCUUACCCAUCUUGAAGACUGGGCCUGAAUCGAGUCCACCUGUCAGAUAGUCCGGACUGUCGUACGUCGCGACGGUCAAAUGUCAGACGAUGCCAUGUGCGCCGAAGACGGUGUCAACGAGUGAGUGAGUUGGCGGCUAGUGUUUGCUAUACACCCUGACGCCGCCUCGGACACCUUCGUCAAGACCAAGUGAAGUGACUUAUUACACAUCGACUCCACGAUGGUCUGUUUACGCGCGUUCUGCACUCUGGUCUUCCUUAAUAUCAUCGCCGCUGCAACUUCACCGCCUUCGGACAAGGAGGACUGUAAGAGAAGGAUAGCCGAGUGCACAAUGAGCGACGGUACGAAUGUUCCUGUUUGCGGAAGCGACGGCGUUACGUAUCCGAGUCAGUGUCAAUUAAUAUCGAGGCAGUGCCAGGGUGUCUCUCUACUUAUCAAGCACACUGGCCCUUGUCCAGAAGCUCCAGCGUGCUUCUCCGCCAGACUGACUGCCCGCCUUGGGGCUCGUCCCGUUUGCCGUCCGGAUGGGACCUACGCACCGGUCCAGUGUCACACGGAAACAGGAUAUUGCUGGUGUGUCACUCCUCAAGGACGACCGAUACCAGACACUUCGGUAAGAGACCAAAGACCAAGAUGUUCGAGAGCAGGCUCCAGAUCUGGUGCUUCCACCAGGAGCGGUCAGAGGCGACGUUCGCCGACCUGGAAGUCGAGAAGACAGUACAACAACAGGCAUCGUAACACGUGUGAUCGUACUGAGAAAUCAAAAUUCAAUAGCAAUCUCAUUGAGAAUUUCAAAAUUGAAUUCAGGAGGACAAACAUAUCCACGGAUGGUGAUAAGAACGUGGAGCGUGUAUUGUCAUGGAAAUUCGUGACCCUGGAUAAGGACAGCGACGGAUACCUGAAUCGAGCCGAAUACAGGGAGCUAAGGAGGCUGGCGAAGAAGGCGGUGCGUCCUAAGAAGUGCGCGAGGACCUUCGCCAGGACGUGCGAUCUCAAUCGGGACCUUAAACUAUCCCGGCAAGAAUGGGGUGCCUGCCUGGCAAACGAUUUCACUCUACAUUUGUUCUUGUCGCUGAACCCUGCAGACGAGCGCGCCGAGGUCCCUGAGGCCCAGAGGACCCGCGCCACGGACCAAGUCUUAAAUGGAAAUCACCCACCUAAUCAUUCUCGGCCGGCAUUUAAUGACCCUCCGGAUACCAAGGAGGAGAGCGAUGCCAAUGACUGUAUAUCCGACAGAAGAUCUGUUCUGGAAGAUCAAAGACAGAAUACACAGGAGAAAUUUUAUAUUCCUCAGUGUACUCCAGACGGAAGGUACCUUAAAGUACAGUGUUAUUCAGGUUAUUGCUGGUGUGUUUAUCAGGAUACUGGAAAACCUAUACCAGGUACCUCGUCCAAGGAUCAUACUCCAAAUUGUAAUCCAGUGCCAAUCCCAAGCAGACCAAUGAAAGGUACGAUUGAACAAGGGUGUCCAGAAAUGAAAAAGCAACUGUUCCUCAGAGAUUUGAUGGACUUGAUGCAAAAGAAAAUGAAAGCCUCGAGCACAGACUCUGACGAGGCAUCUGUUAAGUGGCAAGCAUCCAAUGAGGAACGUAUUGCAACUUGGCAUUUUGUUAUGCUUGAUAAAAAUAAGAAUAAGGUCUUGGAAAGAAAGGAAUGGAAGAGCUUUCGUACUAUGGUCGCAAGCAAUAGACAGCUUCAACGAUGUGGAAAGAAGCUGCCAAGGUACUGCGAUGUCAAUAAUGACAGAAGGAUUAGUAUGACAGAAUGGCUCAGUUGCCUAAAUGCACAGCGUUCUGUAUCAGUGGAUAGUCCAGAAAAGCCAUCGACGUCGGAGCCGAAGAGAAAAGGUCCAAAUCCUUUGGAUCAGAUACUGAAUAGCGACGAUUAAAAAGUAUCAUGUGAUAUAAUGGCUAAAACAUCUGAUUAAACGCGUUGGUAUAGAGAAAAAUAUAUAUAUAUAUACAUAUGCGCGUACCGAACGUCAUUUCGUUCGGUUGAAUGAAUUUUGAAUUGGGAUAAAGUUUUAUACCGGUUAUCGCGUUGUUUUAAAUUUAUUUGUAUUUUUAUAUAUCCAGUGAUAAUUUUUUUAGCGUGUAAAACUUUCUUGUAAGUUCUUUCUUUUUCUCUUUCCGGUACCUCAAAGCUAAAUAAUACUAUGUUAUAUGCAUAUAAUUUGUAACGAUACAGUUUAAAUGAAGUAUUAAUGGUAUAUAAAUAUAUAUGCGUAUAUUUAUAUAUUUCACGUCUAAGGUGCUAAGUAGAUACAGAAGAGCUGCUUAUACAAUAUGUAUACAAUCUCAUGAUUCCGAAGUUCUGUAAACAGACAAUGCAGUGAGCUUACGCGUGUUUAAGCGAGCCAUAAGAAUAAAGUAAAACAGUCGGAUUAACUCUACAAAAUUUUUGACUCGAAUCUACGUGAACGCAAUAAUUAAGGACUAAUAAUAAAUACACAUAAUUCGUUUCCGGCGAUCAUAUAUAGUUCCUUAUGAAAUACUAAAUGAAGGAAUAAUGAUACUCAGCGCGUACAAGGUUGUUACGAGUCUCUGUAAACGGUAUUACGUUUAAGCCAACCUCGAUUGCUCUAUGCGUAUAGGUAUUAUAAAGAUGAAAGUAAAAACAAACAAGAAAAGUGAAAAAGGCCUAGAACACGUAUUACGAAUUGUAUUAAGGGGACUCCGGACCUCACAUUACCAUGCGAGUAAAAUGUAAACGAAAAUCAUGAAUAAGAGAUCCAAAGUCCUAAUAAGACUCCAUAGGGAUGAUAAGUCCUAUAUAUAUAUUCAACAAAUACUUGAAUGCGCAUGCAGAUGAAUUUAAAAAAUCUGUAUUAUCGAAGUGAGAAGCAUAUUUUUUAAAAUCAAAUACCUAAUUAGUGACCUUGAAGAGGUAAUAGGAAAAUAGCGUUUAAUUGCAGCGAUAAGAAGAUUGUGCAAGAAGGCCUAUUGGGAUCUUGUGUAUAAGAAUAAGAUGUGAUACCGUGACAUCUGGUGGCAGAAAAUAAAAGUAUUCGAAGGAUAAACUGUUCCUUCCUUUUCUUAUGACUGAAGGAAUUGUUCUUGCGCGUUUUCAAGAUUUGGCAUACAGAGGAUAUGAAUCAGGGGAAAAGUGUAUAAUAAUCGCUGCUAUUUUUAGGAGACCCUUUAUCUCCAUGUCAAAUCCCAAUAGGUAUAUACUCUGUAAAUGUGAACAAUACUGCAGUGUAAUUGUUUACUUUUGCAAUCAUUGUACUGCAUACUGUGCAUAUUUUUGUUGUUUAGAAUAGCAUAGGUGCGGUUACAAUUUAAAGUUAUCCAUAUAAAUUAAUAUAUGAAGAGGGGAAGAUUUAUUGAAAUCUAUUAGCAGGCGACGUCGACAUGUUCAUAAUGCAAAUACCGAAGUUGCAAUAUCGUUAAGAUUCUCUGUAUUCUCGAGUCACAUACCGUAGCGAUAUUAUGUCUCAUAAUUUAAGCAUAUAAAAUUGUAAUUUUUUUUUGUAAAAGGCAUUUCUCCAUUUAGUCAGGUUGCAGUUUAUGAUUGUAAUUUCCGAAUGAACACGCGAGCGUGUGAUCGAUUAUUUUACGUUAAAGGAUAAACGUCCUGACAUUAUUAAAUUAACAUCGUAACGCUGUUAUUUUAUUUCUGUAUCAUUCUCGAGAAAAAAGCUUGCUUAAUGCUCGAUUACUAUAAGGAGUGCAAUAAAUGUUAGUUAUGUAAAAGA